Alternaria alternata is the source of this 1430-nucleotide messenger RNA. RefSeq names its product adenylate kinase-like protein cytosolic. Lineage: Eukaryota; Fungi; Ascomycota; Dothideomycetes; Pleosporales; Pleosporaceae. The transcript is spliced from 4 exons. The record is from RefSeq and is a predicted model, not a curated record. Gene Ontology annotation, molecular function: ATP binding; AMP kinase activity. Gene Ontology annotation, biological process: ADP biosynthetic process. The coding region runs from base 129 to 962 and encodes 277 amino acids. Gene Ontology annotation, cellular component: cytoplasm; mitochondrion.
CCUCGUCCACAACGCGACCUGCCAUUGCGCACUUGUCCCUUCUCCACUCCCAGCGGCCCGCGCAUCUUCUUGUCCUUCUCAUCGCCCUUUGCAAUUCCCCCCAAAACUUUUCCUCACAUUUCGGCGCAAUGGCACCAAUAGCAGAUACCGUGGUCGAUGACCUCAAGAGCACCGUCAACAGGCUCGAGAAGCGCAUCGCUGAGCUGGAGAACAAGCUGUCUGGCCAGAGUGGGGGUGCAUCAACGUCGGCGGAGAGCGUCAGGAUGAUCUUGAUGGGACCACCAGGUGCUGGCAAGGGCACACAAGCGCCGCGAAUCAAGGAGAAGUUCUGCGCAUGCCAUCUUGCUACCGGAGACAUGCUACGCGCUCAAGUCGCGGCCAAGACAGCCCUCGGUCGGGAAGCGAAGAAGAUUAUGGAUGCCGGCGGUCUGGUUAGCGACGAGAUCAUGAUCAACAUGAUCAAGACUGAGCUCGAGGGCAACGCCGAGUGCGCCCAGGGAUUCAUCCUCGAUGGCUUCCCACGAACAGUAACCCAGGCCGAGAAGCUCGACGGUAUGCUUGCUGCGACCAAGAAGCCCCUUCAACACGCCAUUGAACUGCAAAUUGACGACGGCCUCCUCGUCUCGCGUAUCACUGGCCGCCUCGUUCACCCCGCAUCCGGCCGCUCCUACCACAAGAUCUUCAACCCACCCAAGGCCCCCAUGACCGACGACGUAACCGGUGAGCCGCUCAUCCAGCGCUCCGACGACAACGAGGACACGCUCAAGAAGCGUCUCUCGACCUACCACGCCCAGACCGCGCCCGUUGUUGCAUACUACCAGAAGACGGGUAUCUGGAAGCCCAUUGACGCAAGUCAAGAGCCAGGCCAGGUAUGGAAGAGCCUGCUCAAGAUCUUCGACGACAAGGCCAUGGUUGCUGGACGAACAGGCAGCUUGCUCAACAAGGUUGGUCUUAAGAACUAGACUGGGCCUUUUGUGUGAGCAGGGGCGUGAUCCCAGGCUGGAAAAUAUUGUUCAACGAUACUACGAGUCACGCCUACGUGUCAUACCGCCAGGCACACGCAGAAUCUUACAAUGUCCAAGAGUCGCUGGUCAUGUUCAGAGCCACGUAUGAGAAAAGUCCACUUUCACGCUUUGGAAUGAAGAAUGCACAUAUGGUUUGGAUGGGUUCCUUGUACUUGUACAGAUGCAUACGGUGGUGUGGGUAGUCUGUGGGGACACCUGUGUGUUUCAAAUGACUCUUGCAAGCUGGUUUCUGGUAGUCUACCAAGAUCGGAAAUGCUAGAAAUGUUCAUGAAGAUACCCGUGGUUACAAAUGUGGCCUGUACUCUGACCGCAAUUCUGUGACAUGUUUUAACGACGUACUCAUAACUACAAGUUACCCGCAUACCUCGUAUUGAUCUUGUGAAUACACAUGUGCGCUCUCAUGCU